CCGGCGCGCGUCUUGACUGUAGGUCGUUUGACGCGUUCAAGAGAUUUCGCUCACUUCAGGUUUGGUCUGUCAGGUUUCCUGAACCUCAAGUUUGUGAUAUCAUUAGUAUUUGUCUUUUGGUUUCGCUAUUGAACGUAGGUCUGUCACAUGCUUUUAUAGGGUCGUCGGUUAUUUCCUUGUCAUGUAAUUCCUUAUCUACGAUCUCCACACGUGGUACCGUUUGUAUACAGCACAUAGUGCGCUUACUCUAUCACGAAAGUGUGUCGUUUCGAGCUACAGACCAUCUGCUUUGUGUUCUUAUCUCGUUGGAUGGUAUGUUCAUAGGGCAGUGGCAAGCGCGUAAUGAAGAUGGACAUCACAGUAGGUUGUCAAGCAUAUGAUGCAACGGUAAUGAAUCUUGUGUGAUUUGUAAUUUGUAUAAUGGAUUGAGCUGAGGAGUCAGAGUCGUACGAUACUCAUAUUAAUCUUGCUGUCAGGAUUUAACACACCCUAUUCUGAAAUUAAACACCUGACAUACCAUUUUUACAGACUCCUAAGUGUCAGUUGUCUGAAUGGACUUUGGCUUACGACGGCUUCUGUUUUGUGUCUAGUAGAUUACACUAUUGGUCACAAGGUUGUCUCUUUCAUUUGCUGUAGAUCACAUAAGAUGGAUUUUCGUCAACAGAUAGUAUUAUUGGUGAUCUUGCUCACUAUUAACUUUUGCUGGUUUCAUUAUCACUGAAUGAGUACUUUGUGUUCAAUGAAUCUACUUGGGUUAGUUCUUAUUAUGCCCUGGUACGGCCGAGUGGGGAGAGUUCGCUCUCCCUCUCGAAAUGCUCUCACAUGGCCACGUGUAUAUAGCCUCUGCCAGGGAAGUCCUACUCACUGCCUUCUCGUGGCGAGGGUGUUUACGAAAAUGAGAGAACGAAAAGCGAAUGUCCGGCUCUUUAACCGGAUUCUAAACCAAUGGUGCACAUGGGCUACAGUAUCCUGCGAGAACAAAUGGCGUAUGAACCAAUUGUUGGUCACCAGCUUCCAUGGGACUGCAUCUCUAUACGAUGCUCCACUGUGGAUCAGACCUUCAUGUCGAAGGCUCGGGGUGUGGCCCCCUAAGAAAACCACCUACUUCGGUUUAGGCACCCGGGCAGUAUCACAGCCCUCACAUAUAUCGAAUGAGAUUUGUGUAGCGCAUAUGUAUUUGGUGCCUCCUUGUACCAUUAUGUGUUGAAAUAAAAUAAAAAUAAAAAAGUUCUUAUUAUCCUUCAUAUCAUGCUAGCUUGAUAGAGGGUGACCAGCAGCUUUUAUCUACUGUGUUAACAGCUGCAUACCAAUUGGUUAAAGGCGUUUUCUCCAAAAAUAGCUGUCAGCGUUUGUUAUUCCAGAAUCCUACUUCGUGGAUCGAUCACUGACUACUUAUUAUCUUGUAUUCAUAUGGUUAUUUAAAAUAUGCUUAUUAAGUUUUAGAACUAUGCUUUUCUUUUUCUCAGACUCCUUGUUACGCUAUUUGACCUGGCGAACUGGAAUCCCACACAAGAUUAUUCCUUCACUUCUUUACCAAACAAAACCCGUUAGCCUGUUGAUACAGUUCUUUCAACAUGUUUUUGAGGCCAGAGAGUUUAGGUCUACUUUUCUUGAUACUCAAUAUCUCAUGGUCGGUAGAUCGUGCUAAUUUUAAAACAUGUGACCAGAGCUCGUUCUGUACUCGACAACGACAAAUAAAACCCGGGGAACUUGCGCACUGGUUAGAACCAAGUUCUGUCAAGAUAAAUCCAUAUGGAAUAACUGCAGUUAUUUACACUGAAGAUCGAAACCAUUAUCUGUCGCUGGAUGUUACCUAUAAUCAACACUCCAUCUUCCGUGUACUCAUUGAUGAAUUGACAGAUGAGUAUAAAAGGUAUCGCGUGCCUACAGGAGACGUUUUGCCAGGCGUUGAAAAGGCCCCUGUCAGGUGUAAAUUUGCUGAGAAUAGUUUAGUGUUGGAUGGACAGUCUGGAUACAAGGCAGUCGUGUACUAUAACCCUUUUCAUAUCGAUUUUUUCCUGAAUGACAUUGUUGUAGCAUCAGCAAAUAAGAGAAGUCUUUUAAAUUUUGAACAUCAGAGGAAAAAACCGAUCAUCGAUAAAAAUACGGUGUCUCAAAAUGACAACCAUACGUUACCAAGUGAAAAUCAUGAGGUUGAUAUUUCUACUCUAAAUAGUUCCGAAGAUUCUUCAGGAAAUACAGAUGUACCAAAAGACCCUACUACCGAUGAAGACAAAGAAGAUGAAAAACAAGGUCAUAUAGGUACAGAGCACACAGUUCCGGAAGAUCAGUCAUGGUCAGAAUAUUUCAAGGAACAUCUUGACACAAGACCUCACGGCUUAAACUCUAUCUCGAUGGAUUUCGACUUUCAGGGAUUCAGUCACGUCUAUGGGAUCCCAGAACAUGCUGAUGGAUUCGUUUUGAAAACUACAAGUGAUGGCGACCCCUACAGACUUUAUAAUCUUGAUGUAUUCGAAUAUGAGGUCCAUAAUAAAAUGGCCUUAUAUGGCUCUGUCCCUGUUAUGUGGGGACACAAUCAAAACAAUACUGUGGGUAUCUUGUGGCUGAAUCCGUCGGAGACAUGGAUCGACAUUGAUCACUCGAACUCACAAAAUGGCGGAAUAUUUUCAGGUUUCUUUUCGAAGAAACCAGAGAAAUCUUCAGUACAAACGAGAUGGAUAUCUGAGUCCGGCUUAGUAGAUUUAUAUGUGUUUAUGGGUAAUACUCCAUCUGAAGCAAUGCGUUCUUAUGCUAGUGUGGUAGGUACUACCAAGUUACCACCCCUGUUUGCGAUUGGUUAUCAUCAGUGUAGAUGGAACUAUAAUGACGAAGCUGAUUUACUUUCUGUGGACAAACAUUUUGAUGAAUAUGAAAUGCCUGUUGAUGUUUUGUGGUUAGACAUUGAACACACUGAUGGAAAACGUUAUUUUACUUGGGAUAGAACUAAAUUUCCAAAUCCAAAAGAAAUGGUUGAUAAACUGAAUGUUAAAGGUCGAAAGCUCGUUACGGUUGUUGAUCCUCACAUUAAGCGUGACUCGAAUUGGCCUUUAUUCAGUAAUUCCCAAAAUAAUGGGAUUUUCGUCAAAACUCGAGAUGGGACCGAAUUCGAUGGUUGGUGUUGGCCUGGAUCUAGUGCUUGGCCUGAUUUCACUGAUAAAUCUGUUCAGCAGUGGUGGUCAAAUCUAUUCCUUACUUAUGAACCUGUUUGCAAAGAUUCCAUGUUUACCUGGAAUGAUAUGGGUGAACCAUCAGUUUUUAAUGGCCCUGAAGUCACUAUGCAUAAAGAUGCUAAGCAUGCAGGUAAUUGGGAGCAUCGUGAUGUACAUAACUUAUAUGGGUUAUAUGUACAUAAGUCAACUUGGGAUGGACUCAUGUUGAGGUCGAACGGCAUAGAACGUCCUUUUGUGUUGACCCGUGCGUUUUUUGUUGGUUCACAACAGACAGCAGCUGUUUGGACUGGAGACAAUACUGCUGAUUGGUCACACUUAAAGAUUUCAACUUCUAUGCUUCUCAGCAUGUCAGUCGUGGGGAUAACCCUAUGUGGAGCUGACGUGGGAGGUUUUUUCGGCAAUCCAGAUUCUGAGUUAUUGACAAGAUGGUAUCAGGCGGGUGCUUAUCAACCAUUCUUCAGAGCUCAUGCACACAUAGAUAGCAAACGCCGUGAACCUUGGCUAGUGGCUUCGGAAUAUAUUGAUCCCAUUCGAAAGGCAAUACAAGCUCGCUAUCAAUUACUUCCAUACUGGUAUACAUUGUUUGCUCGUUCGGAAGCAAACGGUCAACCAGUUAUGGCACCAAUGUGGUUUCAUUUUCCUAAAGAUGUGAAUACGUAUGGUUUGGAUGAUCAAUAUAUGAUUGGAGAAGCUGUGCUUGUGAGUCCUGUCACUGAUCAAGGUGCAGGCUAUGUGCAGUUAUAUUUUCCAAAGGGAACAUGGUAUCAUUAUCCAUCGCUUGAGGUAUUUGAAGGUGGACAGUUGACACAAUAUCCAGUAACGAUAAAUUCCAUACCUGUAUUUUAUCGAGGUGGGUGGAUUAUACCACGAAAAGAGCGUAUACGUCGUUCUUCAUGGCUUAUGCGUAGUGAUCCCUAUACAUUUGUUGUUUGUUUGGACCCUCAGAAGCCUGAUGCUGUUGGUUAUAUAUACAUAGAUGAUUUCCAUUCAACUUCUAAAUCAAAUGCCCAGUUUUUCAAAAUUAUUUACCAACGAGUUGUUGACCCAACGGGUGCAGGUGUGCAUGGUGGACGAUUGCGCUUACAACGUUUACCAUUACCAGGUGAAACUUCCAUAGUACUACCUAAAGAUGAUGUUUUUAUACCGAAAAUUGAACGCUUUGUUAUUGUUGGGUUCAGUAGUCCCUUGGAAAGAAUUACUGUGAUCGAUGCCCAUAAACCACGAAGAAAUAUAGGGUUUUCCAUUACUCCGUCCUCUGUUUUUUCUGCUGGUUUUAAACACGUACCACGCAUUGUCGUUGUUCGUAAACCUGAUCUUUCAUUAAAUGAUGAAUGGGAAGUGCAUUUUGUCACAGGGAAAGAAUCCAGGGAUGAUUUGUAAAUGAUAGUUGAUAUCAAUCCUAUUUCUUCAACAUAGUACUCUCAUGUGUAUAUGAUUUAGCUCCAAGUUAUCUUGUUUUCUAAAACACUUGCUCACUUCUAAUUUUUACAUCAUUUCUCUCCAUCCCUUCAAAUGUGACGUGUACUCUUACCUGUCUGUUUGUUUUCUUUUCACUUUUCAUCUCGUUUUUUCCUGUUUUUAGCGCAUCUUUCUCAGUUCCCUUUUUCUAUUUUGUCAUUGCGUCUGUGUUUGAAUGUAAACAAAGAAUUUUCUCAUUGCUUUUAUGUAUGUUUUUAUUUUAAAAAGUGAAUUUGUUUAGUUAAGAUAGAAACCUUUUUGAAUCUAUAAUGGGAUCGUCAAAAGAUUUAGGUGCAUAUUCAUAUAAAUUGCUUAACCAUUUACCUCCAGACAUUACUCAUUUGUCUCAACUCUGUGAUUGGAAUUGUUAAGUAACACUGAGUAGUAUAAUCACUAGAAUAUAAUGGCCUGGUAAACCUUAUAUUAGCACUGAGUUUGAAAGAACGCCUAACCGAACUUAUCUUAAAUAUAAACUUAUUUCCAAUAUGAAAAUUAGUGUAUUUAAUGUCAUAUGCUUAGAUCAAAUCAUCUGGUGUAACAUCACAACCACAUAAACCAAAAAGUGAAGCACUACAAAGGUACAUCUGUGAGUGCCUCCAAAUGCCCUAAUACGGCCGACAGUAGGGAGUUCACUCUGCCGGCUCGAAAUGCUUUCACAUGGCCAUGCGUAUAUAGCCUCUGUCAGGGAAGUCCUACUCAUCGCCUCGUGGCGAGGGUGUUGUUUACGAAGUUGAGAGGACGAAAAGCGAAUGUCCGGCGCUUUAACCGGGUUGGUGGACAUGGAGAGUCCACCUAGGGGAGUUGGAAAACCCUGAUUCCAAACCAAUGGUGCACAUGGGCUACAGUAUCCUGAAGGAACAAAUGGCGUAUGAACCGAUUGUUGGUCGCCGGCUACCAUGGGACUGCAUCUCCUCACGAUGCUUCACUGCCUUGUGGAUCAGACCUUCAUGCCGAAGGCUCGGCGUGUGGCCCCCUAAGGAAACCACCUGCUUCGGUUUGGGCACCCGGACAGUAUCACAGCUCUCACACAAAUCAAAUGGGAUUUGUGUGGUGCAUAUGUAUUUGGUACCUCCUUGUACCAAUAUCUAUGUGUUCAAAUAAAAUAAUACAUCUAUGAGUUAUACAUACUAUGAGGCUUAAACCAAAAAUGGUCUUUAGGCUAGUGGGAAAGUCAUCACCUAUUCGUCUAAAUAUUGAUACAAUUAGUGCUAAUAACAUUAGUGAUUAUACACUAAAGUGUAAUUGAUUGAUUACAGGUGGAAAACAACUAGGAUUUCGAGUGAACCUGUCACUUAUUAGCAAAACUAUUUCAUAGAACCCCGGUAUUACUCACCUCAGUGAUUGAUUGAUCAUAUGAACUUGUCAGAAAUAUUCCACAGGAAGUAAGUUUUAUAAAUCCUUACCAUUCUUCAUUUGUGUAGUACCACUUUUUACAAACACUGAUGUUGAUCUAAAGACAACCACAAAUCAUCUGUACUUCGAAAUUAACUAGAUAUCAAGUUCAAAACACACAUGCUUUUGAUCAUAUUCCAGUAUGGGCAGGGUUAUUCACAGUUCAAUUAUUUUCACUCCAUAUAGCAUUUAGAUGACAGGUUAUCCACAGAGGAACCCCUAUUGAAAGACGAUUCCUUUCUUUAAGAUACCAGGAUUAAAGCACUUAAAAGUAACGUAGUUUUAUAGGGUCAGUGACAGCCUUUUUCUACCACGACAUUUUUAAAAAUAGACAGGCUCUGCCUACGAAUGUCAUCACAAUGCAUUGGGUUUAAUGCUGAGUGAAAUAGGGGAUUACGAAUACGAAACCCGGUUUUCGUUUAUCAUUAUGUAUUCGAUCGUUCUCCUUUCUGUUAUUUUUCCACCUACUAGUCUGUUCAAGUGUAGAAUCAUGUAGUGUCAGUUAUUAUGGCAAGCCCAUGUACCUUAAUUCUAACUUCCGGACAUCCUAUUUUAUUCAUUUUACUUGAGCCAUAUUUUGACCUUGUCAAUUAUUCGCUUGUCAGUCUUGACUGUUUUUUAUAUGAGUGUACAUUUCAUGUCACAUGAUUCAUUGUAUGUCUGUAGCUUAUUUUGUCUGCCUAUAAAUACUGAGUAACACUUAAUUAAAAGGGAGUUGGCUUCCCAGCCAUCCUCCCUGUGCGUCAUUUUGCUUGGCUCUGUUUCAUUCACUUCAUAUACGAAAUAUAUGUAUUCACAAAUC
This is a messenger RNA of Schistosoma guineensis, 6822 nucleotides long. The record is from the annotation of a GenBank genome assembly. Lineage: Eukaryota; Metazoa; Platyhelminthes; Trematoda; Strigeidida; Schistosomatidae.